This is a messenger RNA of Helobdella robusta, 2367 nucleotides long. RefSeq lists its product as hypothetical. Gene Ontology annotation, biological process: positive regulation of DNA-templated transcription. The transcript is spliced from 3 exons. Gene Ontology annotation, cellular component: chromatin; nucleoplasm. The coding region runs from base 1 to 2145 and encodes 714 amino acids. Lineage: Eukaryota; Metazoa; Annelida; Clitellata; Rhynchobdellida; Glossiphoniidae. The record is from RefSeq and is a predicted model, not a curated record. Gene Ontology annotation, molecular function: ubiquitin-protein transferase activity; zinc ion binding.
AUGUCUAAGAUGUUUUGCGAUAUUUGUCUAGAGGCCGUUGCGGGCAAUUACUGUCUCGAAUGUAGACAGUAUUUUUGCUGCAAGUGUAUUGCUGUGCACAAUAAAAUUAGAUCAACAUCGGAUCACAGCGUCGAGAAUGCCGAAAAAUUUAGGCCAAAACUUGAGGAGCCGAACACAUUUUCGAAAGAGUUGAUCAGAUUAUCGGAAAGUGGUUCUAGCGACUUGGGCUGCAGCAGCGAUUCAAGUUUCGACCAUGAUUUUGGUCUGUGUCUACACUCGAAUGAGUGCCAUCAAGACAUAUUUGAGGAUGAUGACGUUGUAGAGGAUAUCAAUAAUGCGGAUGACAACAAUGAACAUCCAGCAACAACACUAACUAGAACGAUUCUACAUUCUGGUUCAGCUGAUAAUAUCCGUAACACUAACAACAACAUCGCUAUUAGGACAACUUUUCAAAAUGACAACAUCAACUUCGAGAAAAACCUUUCAGAUAACAAUAACAACAUCAUCAACAACAAUAACAACGAUAUGGACAACAACAAAAUCAACAAUACAACUACAAUAGCCGCUGUAAACAUCACCGACACUGAUGACAACAACAACAUCAACAACACAACAACCAUUGCUACAAUAAACAACAACAACCAGUCUGGAGACGCGGCACAGAGCGACGUCAAAGCAACGGCGACUGCAGUUGCGAAAUCAGCAUUAACACGGACGACUUCAACAACGAGCCACUCAAAGUGGCUGUGUUUCCUGCACCCCACAAGAACCAUCAGAUUUUACUGCAUGGACUGCAAAUCUUUCGUGUGCGGCGUCUGUCAGCUCGACUACCACAGCGAACACCACACCAUCUUCAUCGACGACUUCUUCGAAUGGGAGAUUCUGAAGCUGAGGCGACAGUCGCGAAGACAUCGGAGAAUGAUGGCCUCCAUUGACCAGGACCUCACCAAAAUCAACGACAUUUUCAAAUCGUGGAGUCACAAGGAUGCUGCAAUUGUCAAGUUCAUCAAGAAGUCGAAGGAGGAAAUUCUAAAGAAGAUCGACCAGGCUUGUGACGAACAAGUUAAAGUUCUGAUCGCCAAGUCUGAUGAAAGAGUGAAAGGCAUACGAGUCCUGAAGCACCAGCUGAUGACGUUGAAAGAGGAGUUGUUGGACCACGCCAUUCACAACGCGGACGUCUGCCACUUACUUAGGCAGGAACAUUCUGAUCGUCUCACAGGCUACAAACCCUACAUCCAGCCGAAAUUCGAUUUGAAGUUUUUGGAGAUUGAGAGAAUUCCAGAGGUCCGUUUUGUUAGACAGGAGUGCGCUUUUGAUCUGGCUAGAGAUCAUCUUGGAUUCGGGUAUCUCAUGUAUAAAAAAAUUCAGAACUUCAAAAAGCUGAAAAAGAAAUUUGAAGUGGUGGGAGCCUCGAUAUAUAAAUCCAAACUCUACAUCUGCUACUGGGCUACGAAGUACAUCAGUGUCUUUGAUACAGGCAGCUUCAAACACCUCCACAAAUUCAAAAUAUCCGCCGUCAUCCUGCCUAGCGACAUGAUCACGAUGAACGAGAAAGUUUACAUUUCAGAGAUGUACAACGGUCUCGUGCACAGGAUCAACAUUGAAUCUGAUAUCUUACUCAAGCCGCUUCAAAUCAACUCUAAACUAGUCGUCCUCUCACGUGGUUUCAACGACCACCUGUUAGUUCUCUGCUGCGACAAGCGACAAUUCAUCAUCUUCAAUGCAAAUGGCGAGCAGAAGAAGGUAGCGAACCUGCCUCGAUACAUCCGCAGCCCUACCUACAUCACCACAAACCAGGACAGAAACUUUCUCGUAACUUCCGCGGGGGACAGCUCGUGUUUAUACAUUUUGGACCAGAUGUGCAGAUGUCUUAUCAAGUACUCCACCAACUGCCCCAGACAGAAACUCACACAGCCGAGACACGCCACCUUUGACGAAAAGGGGAACGUGAUGGUCUGCGAUUAUGGCAAUCAGAGAUUGGUCUUUCUGAACCAUAGGUUAAAGUUCAUUUGCGAGUUGCCUCUGGCGGAGUUCAAGGGCAAGCCCGCUUUUGUGAGUUUUAAUGGAGGGCUGGACCAGAGGUUCUACGUUGUGACCCAUGGCAACAGAGCCAUCGUGAAGGUUCAGAUGGAAGUGCUCAUUUGAAUUCGUCGCAAGUCCGAUCUCACUUUUGACGUCCUUCCUCGUCCAACAUCUUUCCAUUUAUGAACUUGUAUAAUUAUUUCUUCUGUGAGCUCAGAAAGACCAACUUCCGAUCGAUAUAACACUUACAUUUUCAAACACACAUGCACACAUUUUUCGUUAUUUAAAAAGGUUUAACGUUCAGCUGUUUUUACCUUUGUUGAAUAAUAUGAUAUUUUACUGAAA